Molecule: messenger RNA, 573 nt
Organism: Kluyveromyces marxianus DMKU3-1042
Lineage: Eukaryota; Fungi; Ascomycota; Saccharomycetes; Saccharomycetales; Saccharomycetaceae
Gene: RTT105
Product: Rtt105p
Exons: 1
Coding region: 1-573 (190 amino acids)
Source: RefSeq, a predicted model, not a curated record
AUGCACGAAGUACCUAGUAGUCCUUUGACUGAGUGCUCUGGCAGAAACUCAGAUUUCGAUAGUUUAGAACAGGAAUACAAUGACCGGGUUGGAUCGAAUAUCACCGAUGACAUCCUUGAAGACAGAAAGCAGAAGCACCAUGCUUUCAAGCAACCGCUAUCUUCAUCAUCUCCAAUCAAAGAAAAUUUAAGAGAGAGAAGGAGAGACAGGCUGCGUGAGCUGGCGAGAGAAAAGAAGACCAACAGUUACAGAAGCGAUAUUGAGCAGUUCAUUAUGAGACAAGAGUAUCUGCGACACCUGCAAGAAAUGGAAAGGGAGGCCGAGAAGCAUGUGAUAUCUUUGGAUGAAAUCGAUAGAUUAAUAGACGAAGAUCUUGAUCCGGUAUUGGACAAGAAACCGUCCGUUUCCAUAGAAGAAAAGCCUUCAAACCAGCGAUCGGACAAAGAAAAGGAGCUAGAAGAUGAUGACGAUAGCGAGCUUAUACGACUGAUAGAGAUACAGCAGGAAUACGAAUUUUUAAUGAAGCAGGAACAACAGGAGUUGGAAGAAACCUUGUCCUCGUUCACCCUAUAG